Oppiella nova is the source of this 1003-nucleotide messenger RNA. The record is from the annotation of a GenBank genome assembly. NCBI's taxonomy places the organism in Eukaryota, Metazoa, Arthropoda, Arachnida, Sarcoptiformes, Oppiidae.
UAUAAUAUUAUUACAUAAAAUUUGGCAUAACUGUUACCCGCCGACUAUACAUCGUAUAUAAACACUAUAUACACGAUGACAGUGUAUUAAUAUGCAACCGUCACCUACACCUCCGCAUCCCCAUCCAGUUAGCACCAUCCAGUUUGGCAUGCAUGCCAAAGAUGAUACCAGGGUCGCCUUACAUUGCGAUGAUGAAGGUUGUGUUUGGUUACAUUUCACAACCACUGUUGGCGAGAGUCCCGGUUUAUGCGCCUUCCUAUUGACAGUAAUCUCUGUGAUACUAAUCAUUGUGACACUACCCUUCUCAUUAUUUCUUUGCAUCAAGGUAGUCCAGGAAUACGAGCGAGCAGUUAUAUUCCGUUUGGGUCGCCUGGUAAGGGGUGGCGCAAAAGGGCCUGGCAUAUUUUUCAUAAUACCCUGCAUCGAUUCGUACUGCAAAGUCGACUUGAGGACAGUUAGCUUCGACGUCCCGCCACAGGAGAUUUUAUCGAAGGAUUCUGUGACAGUAGCCGUUGACGCGGUGGUUUACUACCGGAUCAGUAACGCGACGGUAGCCGUGAGUAACGUCGAGGACUACGGCCGCAGUACCCGACUAUUGGCCGCCACAACCCUUCGCAACGUAUUGGGAACCAGAGAUUUGUCGCAAAUACUGUCCGAAAGGGAGUCCAUAUCACAUGUCAUGCAGUCGUCGCUGGACGAGGCGACCGACCCCUGGGGUGUCAAAGUGGAAAGGGUCGAGAUAAAGGACGUCAGACUACCGGUGCAGCUGCAGAGGGCUAUGGCGGCCGAGGCCGAGGCGGCCCGGGAGGCCAGGGCUAAGGUAAUCGCCGCGGAGGGCGAACAGAGGGCCUCCCGUGCCCUGAAAGAGGCGGCCGACGUGAUCGCCGACACACCGGCGGCACUACAGCUCCGGUACUUACAGACACUCAGCUCUAUAGCGGCCGAAAAGAACUCGACGAUUGUGUUUCCGGUACGCCAUCUGUCUAUUAUGAAUGCCGUUUAA